Molecule: messenger RNA, 464 nt
Organism: Penicillium samsonianum
Lineage: Eukaryota; Fungi; Ascomycota; Eurotiomycetes; Eurotiales; Aspergillaceae
Product: Ceramidase
Exons: 2
Coding region: 150-464 (104 amino acids)
Biological process (GO): ceramide biosynthetic process; ceramide catabolic process
Cellular component (GO): endoplasmic reticulum membrane
Source: RefSeq, a predicted model, not a curated record
GCGGGAGUGUGCACGGACCAAUAAGCCCCGUGGGUAAUCGACGUCAUGUAGUUUGUUUCUCUUUUCCUUUUCUCUUCGGAUUUAGAGACCCUAUUGAGCGAACAGAGCUUACAGAGUUAACAUCUACCUUUACCUUGGUGUACAGCAUAAUGCCUUGGUCUUUGCCCUUCUUCCCGUAUCCGUCCGCAAAGGACGGAUAUUGGGAGCCUGUCACCUCCACCUUGAACUGGUGCGAAGAGGACUAUUAUGCUACCGAGUACGCCGCCGAGAUUGUCAACGCAUUCACAAAUUUGCUGUUCAUGUGGCUUGGAGUCCAGGGCAUACGGAGCUGCCGUCGCAAUGGACAUGACCAAAUCUUCACGGUCGCCCUCAUUGGCUACCUAGUAGUCGGAACAGGGAGCUUCCUGUUUCACUCGACCCUCAAAUGCAAGUCUCCCUAUACCCCAAACCCAACAUCUGGUUAA